Molecule: messenger RNA, 540 nt
Organism: Nicrophorus vespilloides
Lineage: Eukaryota; Metazoa; Arthropoda; Insecta; Coleoptera; Silphidae
Product: zinc finger protein 593 homolog
Exons: 2
Coding region: 129-530 (133 amino acids)
Molecular function (GO): nucleic acid binding; zinc ion binding
Source: RefSeq, a predicted model, not a curated record
AAUUGUCAGCCGAUUUUACGUUGGUGCAUCUGACUUCCAAUCACUUCAAGUCGAAGCACGUGUGCGAUCUGCUGUUGACUGCGUGCAAAUUUGAGCUCAUUAACAACGAAAAUCUAAACAGUUAAGUAAUGGUUUACAGACGUAAAAAGUACCACUACGGUGAUACUCAUCUCAGAAAAAAGUACCGAACCAAACGUAGAACUAAAGAUUUAGAUCAGAUUGAUGAAGACAUUAAGCCUGAAAAUGCUGAGAAAUUAAUAGACCAAGAAGUGGAUUUGGAUAAACCAGGCAGUGCUCAAUUCUACUGUGUCCACUGUGCAAGGUAUUUCAUCAAUGAUCAAGCUCUGCAUGAUCACUUCCGUACAAAGGUUCACAAGAGAAGAUUGAAGGCUUUAGAACUUGAGCCAUACACAAUCGAGGAAUCAGUGAGAGCUGCUGGAUUGGGAUCAUUCAAAGAACCUCAGAAGAGGAAAAUUACUACACAACCAGAAAAGGAGGAAGUUUCUGCAAAGAAGCAAAAAACGGACUGAAGAUGUUUGC